This is a messenger RNA of Lates calcarifer (barramundi perch), 2264 nucleotides long. Its product is annotated as pinopsin-like. The record is from RefSeq and is a predicted model, not a curated record. Gene Ontology annotation, molecular function: G protein-coupled receptor activity. Gene Ontology annotation, cellular component: membrane; photoreceptor outer segment. Lineage: Eukaryota; Metazoa; Chordata; Actinopteri; Centropomidae. The transcript is spliced from 2 exons. Bases 114 to 608 code for a protein of 164 amino acids. Gene Ontology annotation, biological process: G protein-coupled receptor signaling pathway.
GUCUGAACAUAUUGUGUCAUCAAAGGAGACUGCUCGCUCAUUAAAGUCUUGUCUCUCUUCCUCCACCUUUCUUCCCCCCUCGCUGUAUCCAGGUGAGCGGGAUCAAAGCAUCGAUGAGCCGGAAACGUGAGCAGCGCGUGUUAUUCAUGGUGGUGGUCAUGGUGGUCUGCUACCUCUUGUGCUGGCUGCCGUACGGCAUCAUGGCCCUGCUGGCCACCUUCGGGGUGCCGGGCCUGGUCACGCCCGAGGCGAGCAUCAUCCCCUCGGUCCUGGCAAAGACGAGCACGGUCAUCAACCCAGUCAUCUAUGUCUUCAUGAAUAAACAGUUUUAUAGAUGUUUCCAAGCCCUGCUGCAUUGUGAGACUCCUCGACGAGGCUCCAGCUUAAAGAGCUCCUCCAAGGUCGCCACCAAGGCCAUCAGAGGUGUGGCAGUCACCGGUCACCGUCGUUCCAACGACUUUCUAUAUAUGGUAGCCUCCCUGGGCCAACCGGCCAACACAGUGCCCCAGCUGGGUCCCUCCUUUGAACCCACCAUCAAUAUAACUAAAGGCCCUUCUUCAGACAUCAAACCUGUCGUGGUAUCACUAGUGGCCCACUUUGAUGGCUGACGACUGGGGACUUUUUCAUGGUUAUGGUCAAUGUCCCAAGCCAGGACAUCUUUAAUAAUGAGAGAUGUGGUGUUACUUAGGCUUACAGAGCAGCAGCACGCCGGUCCAGGUGGAUUUAACAUGGCUGUUGCAUCAGCUCAAGAUGAUGGACUGGUAACAAAGGGGAAUCGUUGACUGCCUCUGGACAACAUGAACAAAUAUCAGAGGCAGUAAACCUGCAGAAGCUGAGAGUCUGUGUUUCUCUGCAGUGAAAAGGUAUACAUCAGUCUUGCUAGGGAUGAGCAUUUUGAGGGAUUUUCUUGUGGUUUUUGGAGAAAGCUUUGCCAGACUGUUAUGAUAAUGGAAGAGGAAUUGUAGGGAUCAUUUAUUUAGUUAAAUAUCUAAUGGGUAAGGUAUUCACUCAUAAAAUGUUAUAGCAGAAAUAUGUUCACAGUACAGGAAGAUGGAUAUGAUGUAUUGAUUACUGUGGUUGUGGUUACAAAGUGAGGUUGAAGAACACAAGUUGUUUAUUACCCCAUGCAUUUUGAAGUCUUUCCUAGAACAGACAAGAUUAAAAAAUAAGGAGAAAAAAAAUCAAAAAUACAAAAAGUAGGCAGAUUACUGAGAAUGUACUGGUAAUAAUUUCAAACUAUCAGUCUUUUUUGCCUUUAUUCUGUGCCAGUAAAUUCAAUUUAAUUAAUUUCUUUGAAAUGCAUAAGUGGUUUUUAAUUAAGUGGUUUAAUAAGUGGUUUAUUGUACAUGUAGCAUUGCUAGCAUGCUAGCGGCAUUCACAUAUGUUUUCAGGGAUAGUGACUUCAAGGUCCCUGAAUAAUGUGCAUGUUGGAGAGUUACUGUUCCUUCACUGAAGACUGUGCAUGUGCACUGUACAGUUUAAUAUGCAAAUAAGGUUGGAGAAAUGCAAUAUCUUGUAAUGCCCAGUAGAUAGCACAGAUACAGGUAUUUGAUAUAGGCAAAAAUCCUGAAAAUGGAUGCCUCUCUGGGCUGAUUUCUUUAUGGUUUUUGAUUAGACAUUUACAUAUGUACAUACAGCUGUGAUUUGUUUUUUUCGCUGUCCUGAAUUUUGUUCAACCCAAAGUGUAGGGAGUCCCAUGAAUUUAAAAAGGAUUGAGGUCCCAGACCCUUUAAUGGGAGUGAUCUUCAAACAAUCAAACGAUCAGCAGUUCAGUGCCUUGCUCAUAGGUAUACGGGCAGCAGUGCAUGUGGAUGGGUAUGAGACUGUACUUCUAAUAUCUAGAUGGUUUGCUUUCACACUUUGAACAAUGAUCUCAAUGACUUUAUCUGAAGCAACAACAUCUGUUAGAUGGAAUAAGUUUGUUAUGUACAUAUUGUUUGCAGUGUGUUUGUCUGCAUCUCUUUAAAUUUCUUUGAUAACUGAUUUGACACCUUUUCCUUCUUGCAAUACAAAGAUAACUGUUGAGUCUCAGUGCAUCAGUGCUGUGAUGUCAGUGAAUGUCUAAGCUACAAGGGUUGUGGUAUUUUUGGCUACUGCAUAUGAUCAGUGUGUGCAAUUUUUUUAAUCACUUUUAGCACACAAACUGUUUUCUAUGUGCUGUCAAGAUCUUGUGUAUAUAUAUAAUGUGUGUACAAAAGUUGAUACCAAAGCUAAAGAAACGUUAAUAUUUUUUGAGACAUGCUGUUCAAAAUAAAGGUUGUUUU